Messenger RNA from Symbiodinium sp. CCMP2592, 1245 nucleotides. Lineage: Eukaryota; Dinophyceae; Suessiales; Symbiodiniaceae. The record is from the annotation of a GenBank genome assembly.
AUGGAGGUCUUGGUCGAGGCAGCGACUCAGGUGCCUCAGGGCUGCUUCGUCAGCGUUCGUCUUGGUGACAAUUUGAAGCAGCGCCUUGGCUCCAGGCGACGCUUCGACAAGAACGCGGCCAAGUACCACUUCCCCAUUCCGGAGGAGAAGAAGAAAGCGCGGAUCGAUGUCUACCAGCUUGUCGGCACCUGCUCGGUGCAGGUCAAAGUGAUCUCCUCCGAUCCCAGAGCAGAGGGCAUGAAGCUUCGGGUCAGCUCAAACGGCAAGGAGAUGAAGGCCGAGGACACACAGAAACAGCGACAGGAGAUCGAAGCCGAGACCAAGGACGCUGCUGUGGGGUAUCUGGCGAAGCACGGGAUCGAGCAGCGCCUUUCCGAAUGCCUCCGCACACUUCUGAGGAUGAAGCCCGAAGAUCCUGUGGAGUUCAUGUGCAAAUUCCUGAGAGCCGGUGUGCCUGGCGAGGAGCCAAAGGCGGUUCCCGAGCAAGCUGUGGAAAAGCCAGUCGAGAAGCCCGCGGAAAAGCCAGCAGAGAAGCCUGCCGUGAGUGUUGUGGAACCACCAGCUCCUUCACCAAAGCCAGAGCCGGCUGAGGCUCGGGAGGAUGCCCGCGCGGCUCUCAUGAAAUCCGUUCGUGGUGGCGACUUGAUCGGUGCCAUCGAAGAGGAUCAGGAGUCAGCAACCGCUCCCUUUACUCUCAGGCCAUCGGUCGGUACAUGGUACAUGCCUCUACCUUUGGAGACAGCCGAGAAGUCUUCGGAGCACCCUCCGCCGAUGGUGUCCUUUGGCCGAAAAGCAUCCAUGGAAAUGGUGGUGGAGGCAUCAGCUGUUGGUGACUGGCUCUUGCCGGAAGCCGGCAACCUCACCCUCAAAGGUUUGGGAACAUCAGCGGCAGAAUGCUGUGAAGUUGAGCGCAUCUUGACAAAUGCCCUCAUGGAGCUUGGUGGAGAGCUGCAGGGCGAGUACAUUCCCUUGUCACCCACCUUUGCAUCGCAGCCAGGAGGCAUCAACGAUUCGAUGAAGGCAUCGCUCCAAUCUAAACACCUGCUCUUCGACGCAGCAGACUUCGCUGGGAGAGGGGUUUAUGUCACGGAUGCGGAGGAUGUCGCAUUGUGGCUGAAUGCGAGCAAGCAUUUGCAAAUUUUGGUGAACAAGUCUGCCAAGAAGCAGAUGAUUCACAAAAUCGACACUGUGGUGUCUGCUUUGCAGGGACCUCUGUGCCAAGACGGCUAUGUGCUAAGUGCAUAG